CGAAGCAACUCCUCCAUGGCUCCCGCAUGCAUACACCAACCCUCCGACACGUCCACGCACCCGCCCUCUCUCUACAACUAUUCCGAAGCAACUCCCACCGAGACAUCGAUUAGCACAAGCAUCGUAAGCCGUCUCUCGGGGGUCCCAUUGCUGGAGGAGCGGAACGGGGUGCUUGAACGCACAGAGAAUGACAUUCAACACCCGACAUACGAGUGUUGCUUUCACUUCCUCAACUGCAACUACAUAACACACGAUCCACGGGAAUGGCGUACACAUUGCUUAUCCCACUGGCGCGGUGAAGAACCACCCAAGGAAGCCCUAUGUCCACUCUGUGAUUUCAAAACCUACAGCGAAAGCGGGUUCUACGCAUGGGAACUGCGAAUGGACCAUGUGGAAUUCCACCACUCGGUAUUGGGAGAGACGUUACGUACCUCGAGGCCCGACUUCAGGAUGUACCACCACCUGUGGCAGAAGCGUCUCAUCGAUGACCAAGACCUGAAGGAAUUGAUGGGAGGGAACCACAACCUGACACGGACACCGCUGAACUACACUCUUACCAAUAAUAGUCGGCGGGCACGUAACGGCCGCGACGGAAGGGGGCAG
Molecule: messenger RNA, 603 nt
Organism: Aaosphaeria arxii CBS 175.79
Lineage: Eukaryota; Fungi; Ascomycota; Dothideomycetes; Pleosporales
Exons: 1
Source: RefSeq, a predicted model, not a curated record